AAAAGGAAAAAAAAAAGGUUUGGUGGCUCAGAAGUUAAAAACAACACCAACAAGAGAACACACCUUUUCAUUUCCAGAUCGCAAUCGCAAUCGCAAUCGCCCCCUGCAAUCUAGGGUUCCCCCAAAUCCCCUUAACAUCAUCAUCAUCUUCGAUUGCAUUCACGAUCUGCUUCCACCCCACCACCAUUUAAUAAAAAAUCAUGACGAUUCCUGAUUCUGGUUCCAUGAUGGAUAACGAAUCACUUUGCUUGCCGUGCACUCCAGAAGAAGAAGCAAGGAUUGUUAAACAGUUGACAGAAAAGGAUGAAUCUUGUUUGAAAGAAGGCAACUUUUACUAUGUUCUUUCCACCAGGUGGUUUAAGAAAUGGCAGAAGUAUGUUGGUGAGGAAAUUGGUGAAUAUGAGAUGGAAGACGUUUCUAUAGAUAAACAAUCUUCGACGUUGACAAAAGCAGGGGAGCGACCCGGACCAAUCGAUAACGCAGACAUAGUUAAAAACGAAGAGGGUCGUGAUGGGGGUGACUUACAGCUUCAUAGAACACUAACCGAACAAGUUGAUUAUGUUUUAGUUCCCCAACUAGUUUGGGAAAAGCUUCAUGGAUGGUACAAAGGAGGACCGGCUUUACCAAGGCAGAUGAUAUCACUUGGUAUUCAAAAAACGUUAUCGGUCGAGGUGUACCCUCUAGCUUUGAAAUUGAUGGAUUCAAGAGACAAGAGCGAAACAAUCAUACAUAUCAGUAAAAAGGCCUCGUUAAAGAAAUUAUACGAGCAUGUAUCAACACUCAAAAGGGUAGACCUUGAGAAGAUACGACUCUGGGAUUAUUUUAAUGAUUGCAAGCAAACGGUUCUGGCUAAAUCGAAUCAAACUCUCGAGGAUUCCAACCUGCAGAUGGAUCAAUCUAUUUUUUUAGAUCUUCAACCUGACGGAUUUGUAUCCUCUAGAUCUAACAUGGAUUCAACGGGAAAUCAGUUAGCGUUGGUUUCUAUGGAACCGCCGAGAUCGUCUCGCACAAUAGCCGGUGGUCCGAGUUUGUCAAACGGUUAUGGACCGGAUUACGGUUCUAGCUUGUACCAGGGAUCUACUUUCGGCUCGGUUUCCACGGAUAUGGAAGAUGCACGUGAUUCCAUGAGAAGUGCUCCCCAACGAGAUAGAGGUUUAGCGGGAUUGCAGAAUCUCGGGAACACUUGUUUCAUGAAUAGCGCACUUCAAUGUCUGGUUCAUACGCCGCCUUUUGUGGAUUACUUUUUGCAGGACUAUAGUGAUGAGAUUAACAAGCAGAAUCCUUUAGGAAUGCAUGGUGAACUUGCGGUUGCGUUUGGUGAGUUGUUGAGGAAACUUUGGUCAUCUGGUCGUACGGCUGUUGCUCCUCGCGCUUUUAAAGGAAAACUUGCUCGUUUUGCUCCUCAGUUUAGUGGUUAUAAUCAGCAUGACUCUCAAGAACUCUUGGCCUUCUUGUUGGACGGUUUGCAUGAAGAUCUAAAUCGCGUUAAGCAAAAACCGUACAUCGAAACAAAGGAUUACGAUGGUCGCCCUGAUGAGGAAGUUGCAAGUGAAUUUUGGAGAUACCAUAAAGCUCGAAACGAUUCGAUCGUAGUGGAUGUUUGCCAGGGUCAAUACAAGUCAACGCUGGUUUGUCCAGUUUGUAGCAAAAUCUCGAUUACCUUUGACCCGUUCAUGUACUUGUCAUUACCACUACCUUCAACCACUACACGUUCAAUGACAAUAACCGUAUUCUACGCCGAUGGAAGUAGCUUACCCAUGCCAUUUACCGUUAACGUGUCGAAAUACGGUUACUAUAAGGACCUCUUUCAGGCUUUGGGUACCGCAUGUUGCUUAGAAAGUGACGAAACCUUGAUUAUUGCAGAGGUUUACGAACACAAGAUAUAUCGUUACUUGGAUAACGGGGAAUCGUUGCCCUCGAUCAAAGAUGAUGAAUGCAUUGUGGCCUAUAGACUUUCGAAAAAACAUGCCGAACUUCCCAUGCUAGAGAUAUGCCACCGAUAUCUUGAAAAUGUGAAGCUAGGUGAAAGAAAGAGAUUCUUGACACCGUUGGUUACCUAUUUAGAAGAUGCGAUAAACGGGACUAGUAUCGACUUAGCGGUUGCCAGAGUUCUGGGCCCACUGAAACGAAAAACUUUUUCAUCAUCAAACAAGAGCGAGGGUAUUAAAGUAAAUGGCUCCGUUUUAGAAGAAUCCACCAGUGACUGUCAGAUGGAUACCGAAAACGGUGACGGAUUUGGAGGUAAAGAUUCAGAAGAAGCGGAAUUAUCGUUUCGUUUAUGUCUAACGGAUGAUAGGGGUAUGAGUUGCAAACCGAUCUCAAAAGAUUCAGUUAUAAAACCUAGUAAAAUCGUUAAGGUUAUACUGGAUUGGACCGACAAGGAGCAUGAGUCGUACGAUGCAAGCUACCUUAAGGAUCUUCCGAUGGUGCACAAACCGGGGCUUACGGUUAAGAAAACGAAACAAGAAUCGAUCUCGUUGUUUUCUUGUUUAGAUGCGUUCUUGAAGGAAGAGCCUCUAGGACCUGAAGAUAUGUGGUACUGCCCGGGUUGUAAGGAACAUCGUCAAGCGACUAAGAAGUUGGAUUUGUGGAAGCUUCCGGAUAUUAUCGUCUUCCAUCUUAAACGAUUCUCGUACAGUCGGUUUUUGAAGAACAAACUCGACACGUUUGUGAAUUUUCCGAUUCAUAAUCUUGAUUUAAGCAAAUACGUUAAAAGUAAAGAUCCGUCGGGCGGAUCUAGCGUUUAUGAACUGUAUGCUAUUAGCAAUCAUUACGGUGGACUUGGUGGCGGCCAUUACUCUGCAUAUGCAAAGUUGGUUGAAGAAGAUAGAUGGUAUCAUUUCGAUGACGCUCACGUGACACCCGUAAGUGAAGGGGACAUCAGAACAUCGGCAGCGUAUUUAUUGUUUUAUCAAAGAGUGAACACUAGUAAAAAACCAAUGGGAGAGUCAUCCGGAGUUCAUGAGGAUUUUUGAAUAUCGAACUAAUAAUAAGAUUCCGAACCACCAAUGUGAAGAUCUCGUAUCCCCGAUUUUGGGUCGAUGAAAAUAGGGAUCUAAGUAGAUGUGUUGCUGGAAGGAAAACAUGAGUUUUUGAGACACAUUUUGAUGAUAUUAUAUUAUAUAUAAUUAGGAAGCUGGGAUGGUGUAGUUAUAUUGUGUCUCUAUUGGUAGAUUGUUGGUUUUAAAAGCUUAUCAAUUUUCCAACAUAAUAUUUUAUUAAAAGAUGAUUUUGCAAUUUGUAGUAUGCCUGUUUUAUUG
Helianthus annuus (common sunflower) is the source of this 3260-nucleotide messenger RNA. Its product is annotated as ubiquitin carboxyl-terminal hydrolase 9. The transcript is spliced from 14 exons. Lineage: Eukaryota; Viridiplantae; Streptophyta; Magnoliopsida; Asterales; Asteraceae. The record is from RefSeq and is a predicted model, not a curated record. Gene Ontology annotation, biological process: protein deubiquitination. Bases 201 to 2975 code for a protein of 924 amino acids. Gene Ontology annotation, molecular function: cysteine-type deubiquitinase activity.